UGGGUGUGGUUUACGUUAUUAACAAUAAAAUGGCUACCAUUGCUCAAGCUAACAAACGUGUUUUAUACGUUGGCGGCUUAUCGGAAGAGGUCAAUGAAAAGAUACUCCAUUCUGCCUUUAUUCCUUUUGGUGAUAUUGUGGACAUUAGCAUUCCUCUGGACUACUCCUCCCAGAAGCACAGAGGGUUUGCUUUUGUGGAGUUUGAAGCAACUGAGGAUGCAGCUGCUGCUAUUGAUAAUAUGGAUAAUUCUGAAAUAUUCGGACGUACAAUCCGAGUGAACAUAGCGAGACCCAAGAUGCUGAAAGAGGGCAGUUCAAGGCCAGUCUGGUCAGAGGAUACCUGGAUCAAGACAUACGUGGGGAAGACACUGGAAGAGAGAGAGGAAGAGAAGGGCGUGGCUGAGGGAGAGAAGGGCGGGGCUGAAGGGGAGGAAGGGGAGCCUCCCACCAAGAAACAUGCUAAACCUCGUGUCUAUUUUGAUAUUCUGAUUGGUCAAUCUUCUGCUGGUCGUAUUGUGAUGGAGCUACACUCAGACAUUGUACCUCGGACUGCUGAAAACUUUCGUAUGCUUUGUACGGGAGAAAAGGGAUACGGGUUUAAAGGGUGUCCAUUUCAUAGAAUAAUACCAAAGUUCAUGUGUCAAGGUGGAGACUUUACCAAUCGAAACGGGACAGGCGGUAAAUCUAUUUAUGGUAACAAGUUUGACGAUGAGAAUUUCCAAUUAAAGCACACCAAACCUGGUCUAUUGUCAAUGGCUAAUUCAGGUCCUAAUACCAACGGGUCUCAGUUCUUCAUAACCCUGGAUAAGACCGGCUGGCUGGAUGGUAAACAUGUGGUGUUUGGGCAGGUUAUUGAAGGAUUGGAUGUUGUUAGGGAAAUGGAAAGAGCCGGAACCCAAUCAGGGAAGACAAGUAGAUCAGUUGUAAUAUCAAACUGUGGAGAAAUAUAAACUCAAAUACAUGUACAUGUAUUUAGAUUAUGAUGUAUGCUUCCCUUUUGUUGUUUAAACUUGUUCAGUGGCCCUUGGCUUUGUUUAUUAAUAAUUUCAUCAUUUUAGUUCAACAAUUCCACUUCAA
Messenger RNA from Amphimedon queenslandica, 1077 nucleotides. Its product is annotated as peptidyl-prolyl cis-trans isomerase E-like. Gene Ontology annotation, cellular component: cytoplasm; mitochondrion. Gene Ontology annotation, molecular function: RNA binding; peptidyl-prolyl cis-trans isomerase activity; cyclosporin A binding. The record is from RefSeq and is a predicted model, not a curated record. The coding region runs from base 30 to 950 and encodes 306 amino acids. Gene Ontology annotation, biological process: protein folding; protein peptidyl-prolyl isomerization. The transcript has 2 exons. NCBI's taxonomy places the organism in Eukaryota, Metazoa, Porifera, Demospongiae, Haplosclerida, Niphatidae.